UUCGGAAGAUCAAAAUUUUGUUAUAAAUUAGUCUUCCGUUCUAUUCCGCUGCUCUUGGAACGCCUGACUAAAAUGCGUGUUGUGUUGUGUGUGUGUGGUGUGCAGGUUGCAGUCUUUUUGUGUGGCAAUCUCUUUUAACAAUGAGUUACGCCGUCAUCGCAUCUAGCUAAGGUUCUUAUUCGUAUCUGAAGACGCCAAACAUGAUGUAUUCAGUAAGAAUCACGAUUAUUAUUCUGUUGGUUAAUGCGGCUCUGGUGCUCGCGAAGAAGUCAUCCCCAGCAGAGAAACUGGUCGCGAAAGAAGUGAAGAAUUCUGGUAGUCUACCUUGCAAGAGUACAAAAGUUAAAUAUUUGAGGAAAUUACGAGAAUUUGGCUCUAGAGAAAAACUUAUGACAUGUUUGCUUAAGAUUCUCAACGACAAAAACUCUAAAAAUACUGCUUUGCUGUGGACAAUGCUUGGAGAAAUAUUCAACAAGCGGAAUGAAAAGUCCAAAGCAAAUAUUUGCUUUAAAGAAUCAUCCUCACUCAUGGGAAGACUUUCCACCUUUGUAUCAGAGUGGCAUUUCAUUGGACCUUUCACUAUUGGGAAGUCUGAGGUAGAUGGCGACCCUCUUGAAGACUGGGGAGGUGUGAAAAAUGUUUCAAUGUAUCGCUGGGAUGACCAAGUGAUACACCUGUCUGAACUUGCUCCAAAUGGGGAGAUUAAAUGGCAUGCGAUCAAGGCAAGCAGUGCCACAGCACCAGUACAAGUCUUGCCUCCUGUGGACUGGAAUGAGCUUGUCAUGUCUCUGCAAUCUAUGGGUAUUGCUGAAUGGCAAGGAUGGGUGUUAGGUGAUGUUAUUGUUAACGAGGAAGCAACGGUGUUGUUUCAAGCCUUGGGUGUAACACAUAUGUACAUUGAUGAUGUGAUGCUUCCUGGAGAUGUGUACAGGAGAGAUCAGUUUUGGUACCCUAUCCAACUGACACAAGGUGUUCACACAGUUCAAAUCAAGCUUCGUGCAAAAGGGCCUGUAGCUUUCAACAUGAAUCUGAAGAUGGCUUCUGAGAGGCAGCCAAUCAAAAUUCUCAAACCUACUUUUCAGCCUGACAUUGUGAAUGGAAAGCUGUUCAGCAGAUACAUUUCUAUUCCUAUCAGUAAUUAUGAUUAUAAGAAAUGGGUAAAGGUGACAGGAGUACGCUGUACUAAACAAGAUUCUUUGACAGCAAGUCUGUAUGAUGCAUAUGGAAAUUCUGCUAUUGCUCCUGGGCAGACUAAAAAUAUAAUUAUCAAAAUAGGUUUAGGAAACAAAGAAGAUAUUGAUACUAACUGCUCUGAUCUGGAAUUUGUAGCCAUAUUCUCGUUUGAUUUUGGUAGAGAUGAAAAGAUUGCAUUAAAACUCAGAUGUAGGAGGAGAAAGGAAUCAUUUCUGUUUACAUUUGUUGACCACGAUGGGUCAUUACAGCAUGCAGCAGUGAUUGAACCACUUUCAGGCUGUACAUCUGUGUGUCCUGUGUUACUCACACUUCAUGGAACAACUGUCCCCCCACAAAACCAAGCUGACAGCUAUAAGAGGAUGGAAAAUGGAAAAUGGGUGUUUGGAGUAGAGCAUCUUUGGGUGUUGGCUCCUACAAGACAUGGUGCCCAUAACUGGGAGGGGCCAGGGGAGCUAACGGCAGUUACAGCUCUCUCGAGGCUGGCAGAACUGACCAAUCAAGCUUCUUGGGUGGAAAACAAAGCAUCUGAUCGACACAUUGUGAUAGCUGGCCAUUCUAUGGGUGGGCAUGGGGCAUGGCAGUUGGGCACUCACUACCCUGAUAACACCUUAGCUCUUAUCUCUGCUGCCGGCUGGAUCAGGAAAGAAGACUAUGGGGACUCCAAUUUGUUUUUUCGUCAUGAUGUCAGCACAAGUCAUGUGGAUCCGAUAGUCAAAUCUCUGAUGGAAUCUUGUGUGGCAGAAAAUGAUGCAGACAAACAUGUCUCAAACUUGCAUGGCAUCCCUGUGAUGAUUCGCACAGGUGCCAAGGACCAAACAGUGCAUCCCUACUUUUCGCGCCGCAUGUACCGGCUGCUAAGGCAACAGAGGAGUAAUGUGACGUAUGCAGAGAUACCAGGAAAAGAACACUGGUGGUGGGACACAUACAGGACCAACGAUGGAGGGGUGACUAACGACCCGGUCAUCAGGAACUUCGCAAUAACUCAUGUGCCAGCUGGUCAAAUCACGGCAGAGACUUGUGGCUCAUCCGGGGGUCGUUGUGACGAAGGAGGAGCAGCCAAUAAAUACAAAGAUCCUCUACAGUUCGACAGGAAUCUUUUUGGGGAUGGCGUUUUCACUCUAACUCUAUACAAUCCGGCCUCUUCCAAAGGCGUCCGGGGUGUCCGCGUUCUCCAGCAGCUCGUGCCAUUCCGUAAGACCGUCGUCCGUCUACAGCUAUCACGUGAUUCUGCUAUACUACGAACUUCAAACGCUGCUAGGAUUUCUCUGGAAGAGCCUGCAGUAUCACCUGUUCGCUGGGCACAGCGGCCUUUUGAGAUCGAUGACACCUCUUUAAGCUUGAAGGUAGAGAUUGAAGCCCCCGUGCAUAUCUGUCGAACAGAUGAUAACAAAUGGCAGAUAUGCAAGAUGGAGAACUACAGGAAUGGUCCAGAAAGGGGACCUUGGAAUUACGGACCAGCCCGUCGAGUUGUCGAAGCUCCUUAUCUUAUAGUUGCUGGUACCCGUGGUGACGUCAGCGAUACCAAGAGGCUCCGACAAUACGCCGUGUAUAUCGCUAAUCUGUUCCAUGUGACGUCAGAGGGCGUGGCACCUGUUGUCAUGGAUACAGAUCUAGAUGACGUCACAUCCGCGAAAUUUAAUCUGAUCGUGAUCGGUAGCUCUGCGCUCAACAGUUGGACGAAGCGAUUUGCGACAACGACCCCCUUACAGCCUAGACGAGGUGGAAUCACGCUAGGAAACUGUAAUUUCCAAGAAGCACGGACGGGUGCCCUAUGGCUGGCACCUCAUGGCAGUACUCGAUUGGCUCUUAUCCUGACAGGAAACUCACUGGAAGGACUGGAGGAUAUCAUUCACUUAGCCACGCCCACAAUCCCACCAAUGACGCGCUCGCCUUUUUCGAAUCUUGUCCCCGAUUACGUCAUCACAGGGCCUCGUUUUGGUGCGCGUGGGCCUGGGGGCUAUCUUUGUACUGGUUUCUGGGGCAACAGCUGGGAAUACCGACGGGAUGUGUCCUCCUGCACCUGUUAAUCACGUGCUUAUCACGUGAUGUGGGUUAAACCUAUUUCAAAAUGGCGACCAAAAUCUUGUUUUGUUUUUAAGAAUAUAGCACUAGAGCUACAUUAUAAAGAAAAAUCCAAUGUUUGACUCUAGUGUGAACUAUUCAAUGAUUGACCUGUUUGUUUGCUAUAGGAAUCUACCUAACAUCGGGCGAAUAAUGAAAUAAAAGAUAAAGAUUGGUCGAUUGCGUCUUCUUAGAGCUCCCGUAAGCGGAGAACCUAACAGCGUUGAAUUUUUGUCAAUGGUGGAAAAUCUUUGUACUAGAGUAUGUAUGCUUUUAAAUAAAACAAGAGUAAUCUUGUCCUUACUCAUGUACAAAA
This is a messenger RNA of Nematostella vectensis (starlet sea anemone), 3571 nucleotides long. RefSeq lists its product as uncharacterized. The transcript has 10 exons. The record is from RefSeq and is a predicted model, not a curated record. Lineage: Eukaryota; Metazoa; Cnidaria; Anthozoa; Actiniaria; Edwardsiidae. Bases 201 to 3221 code for a protein of 1006 amino acids.